UGCGCGAUGCAGCAGUCCCGUCAAAAACCUCCAGGUCCACCUCCAGCAGCCAGACCACUAUACACCUGUAGUAUCACUUUCGCGUCGCUUGGAUUACAGAAAAACAAACAAACAUCAGUCAAAUAUGACCGAAGCCUCCUGGAGGCACAGCGCCGGGGCGACAUAGACGCGUGUGGUUCAGGACAAAGAGGGUCAUCCUCGAAAUUACGAUGCAUCUCACAGCGGUGGUCUUAAUUCUGGUCGUGACAGGCAUCGCCAAAGGUUGGGAAUGCAGCGCAGGGUGCAAUACAGAAAAUGGAUUUUGUGAGAAGCCGGGGAAGUGCAGGUGCAAACCAGGAUGGCAAGGAGACAACUGCGACCAGUGUGUGCCCUUCCCCGGCUGUCUGCACGGCUCAUGCGAGAAGGCAUGGCAGUGUGUCUGCAAGGAGGGCUGGGUGGGCAGCCUCUGUGACCAAGACACUCGCCUGUGCUCAUCCCGGCCUUGCGUUAGCAAUGCAACCUGCAUAGAGACGGGAGAGGGGGGAUACCUGUGCGUCUGUCCCCGUGGCUUCGCUGGAGAAAACUGCCACCUGCAGAAGGGACUUUGCCUGACAAACGGCUCUCCUUGUCAGAACGGGGGCACAUGUAUGGAUGCCGAUGGCUCUGCAGCCUCCUCCUCCUGUUUAUGUCCCCCUGGAUUUUCCGGAGACUUCUGCGAGAUAACGGUUGACAGCUGCCAGCUUAACCCAUGCCUCAACGGAGGCAACUGUACAAACCACGGCCUGGCUUUCACGUGCGUCUGUCCUCGCGGCUUCGCCGGUUUCACUUGCAACGACAGCGCCAGCCUCUCUCCCUGCGCGGGCCAGCCCUGUGCCAACGGGGGCACGUGUGUAGGUCAACCCGAUGGAACCUUCCGGUGCAUUUGCCAGAAAUGGUUUACAGGUCCCACAUGCUCCCUGCAGCACAGACCGAAGACCCGGGCCAAACCGGUCGGUGCCAGACCCGUGGACCACAGGGUGUUUGCUCUCACGCCGCAGCACUACUCCCUCCCAGCUCAUGCCUUCCACAAGCUCCUCAGACCGCCUGAGAGAGACCUGCUCAAGAUCACCCUGAAGGAGACUGUCCACUCCUCCGGCGUCCUAGUUACCCACGGUCAGCUCGUCUGCUUCGGCAUGUUGGCCCUGCUCACCUGCCUGGUCAUCAUGGGCACCACAGGCAUUGUGUUUUUUGGCCGCUGCGAGACGUGGCUGGCUAAUGCCAAGUACAGCCAGCUUGUUCGACAGCAAAGGGAACACCUGCUGAGAGAAGCCGGCACGACAAGCCAGGAAGAGCCAGAGCACUCAGUAAACAUCAUCCUGCCGGAGAAGAUUAGACUCUCCAGCUUUGGGAGACACUACACCUCCAUCUGAUUAAAUCUCUCCCUCUUCGCCGCUCCCUGUGGAUGGAAUCUAAUAUGAAUGUCUAAAAAUAACAGCAAAUGAAUGACUGUUGUAUUGCUGUGUUUAUAGCGUGACUGAUCCUGGACCAACCUGGAAUACAACUGAAUGUAGGGUCUUCUGGACCAAGUGGACAAACGUGACGCUGGAUUGUAAAUGUACUUGUAAUCAUACAGUUAAUGUACAACCCAGAAAAAAAUGUGUAAAACUAGAAAACACAAAGCCCCUUGACGGCUGCUAAAAGGAUGUCAUUCUGUGGCAUUUACGUCCAUUUUUUAGAUUUAUAAAAUCAGCUCUUUGUUACAGGUUGAUUUGGGUUAUUAUUACAAAAUGACACAAAUUUUCCCAAACAUUUUGUUCAUUUAGCCAAUUCUCAAGAAGAAGAAAGAGUUUUCUAGAGCCAGAUCCUCCCACGUCUUUUGAUAAAUCUAAUAGAUCCUUCAAAAUAAAUAAAUCGGAACAUUAUAAAAUACUUUGUAGAUGAAUUAAUAACGAAAAUGAUUCACCAGUUGUAGGCUGAACCAUCUCUGUGUAACAUUGUGAAUUUGCCACAUCGUAACAAAAGAAAGAAAUGCAUAUUGUGCGUUUGUACAGACUGUGCAGUUAUCAAGUGUAGAGGCCACUCAAACCCUGCAAGUUAUAACCCAACAGAAUGUGGUUAUUUACAUAUAAAUGCAACACUGUAGGUAACAAGAACUAAUAGAGUCUGAUUGCGUCUCUGAAACCUUUCAUGUGUUGCAGUUUUAUAUGCAUAGAUGUCUGAUAUGAAGACAAAGGCUAUUUUACAGUCCCUCGUGAAAUGACACUUUCCAUCUAUUUGCAUCCAUGCAGCGAAUCCCCUCUUCUGCGAUGGAUCCUUCCAAAAGUCAUUUCUAGGGGAUUUUCUAAGAUUUCCAGACGUUGCUUCCUACUGCCAGUGUCGUACUCACAGGUGAUGAACCUGGAAUCAGUACUGUAACACCUACUGAGUCAUAUUGGUUUUCCACCUGCAUGAGAUGGCCACCCAUUCUGGAUGGAGCACAAGUCAUUUUCAUGAAUGCUAAAUGUAUUUAAAAAAAAAAAAAAAAAAGACAAAUAUGGAAAGCACAUGCUUGUUACACAAUAAAUAUACAAUAUCUAACACGUGGAACAUGUUGCAUGUAAAGUAUUCAUGAACUGAUGAUAUGAGGGUUAUUGAGAUUACAGGUUGGGUGAUUUUGCCUCUUCUCUUCUCAUCAUUUCUGACAUUCAGCCUCAUGUGGUGCUGUUAAUAUGGUGAGCAUUGUUAAUCAUAAACCUCUCUACUGGGUGGUUAUCUUGUGCUCAUGAUGUCACAGGGUUGCAUUUGAGUUUAAGUACUUUAUUCUGAGAUUAUUUGUUGUUGCUACUUGGACCAGAGAUGCUUUCGUUGUCUAAUGCUUUGAAUAAAAUAUGUCGUCCACUUGAAAAAGCC
Messenger RNA from Mugil cephalus (flathead mullet), 2847 nucleotides. Its product is annotated as protein delta homolog 1. The coding region runs from base 210 to 1388 and encodes 392 amino acids. Lineage: Eukaryota; Metazoa; Chordata; Actinopteri; Mugiliformes; Mugilidae. Gene Ontology annotation, biological process: heterophilic cell-cell adhesion; establishment or maintenance of epithelial cell apical/basal polarity. Gene Ontology annotation, molecular function: calcium ion binding. The record is from RefSeq and is a predicted model, not a curated record. Gene Ontology annotation, cellular component: protein-containing complex; plasma membrane. The transcript has 7 exons.